Dendrobium catenatum is the source of this 2253-nucleotide messenger RNA. RefSeq names its product probable peroxidase 26. The record is from RefSeq and is a predicted model, not a curated record. Lineage: Eukaryota; Viridiplantae; Streptophyta; Magnoliopsida; Asparagales; Orchidaceae. The coding region runs from base 1 to 1422 and encodes 473 amino acids. Gene Ontology annotation, molecular function: peroxidase activity; heme binding. The transcript has 5 exons. Gene Ontology annotation, biological process: response to oxidative stress; hydrogen peroxide catabolic process. Gene Ontology annotation, cellular component: plant-type cell wall; plasmodesma.
AUGGAGCUCUACAGAGUGCAGCAAUGGCGGCCAAAGCUAGUCCUACAGCUACUGCUACUCCUGCUACAAGUAUGGGGUUCCACAUGUGCGAACUUGUUCGACUUGAGCGCACGUGUGGCCCCUCUGAAUGGCCUGAUGCUCCAUUACUACAAGUACAACACAAGCUGCACCCAUGCAGAGGAGUUUGUUCAGCUUAUGGUGAACAGUGCAUGGAAGGCUGAUCGCUCAGUCACCGCCGCCCUCCUCCGCCUCCUUUACUCCGACUGCCUUGUUACGGGGUGCGAUGCAUCGAUCCUUUUGGAUGGGGAUAAUACAGAGAAGUAUGCUAUUCAGAACCAGGGGCUAAGGACCAACGGCUUAUAUCUCAUUGAUGAUAUUAAGAAGGUGCUGGAGGCAAGGUGCCCAGGAGUUGUGUCCUGCGCUGACAUCUUGAACUUGGCAGCCAAGGAAGCUGUUGCUCUGUCAAAUACUGGAUAUUUGUUGAAUCAAAUCCAGCUUUUGAAUGAUUCCCAGUAUAAUGUAGCGACUAUAAUUAAAGAAGACCAAAGUCAUGUCCAGACCCCAAAGUGGAGAAAUUAUUAUGUACAGAAACCGGAUGUAGAAUGCAGUCCGGAUACCAAUCAGAAUGUGCCACAUCAGCGGUACCGAGCAAUACUGAGCCGCGAUAAUGAGAGCGAGGUGAGGUGGCGCAUUCUGAUUGAUCUCCAAACGGCGUUCGACCUCCGCAAAGCAGGUGCACCAAAAUACCCGGUUUACACAGGGAGAAGAGAUGGCUUACAGUCCACAGCACAAUCAGUUGAUCUACCACCGCCAGAUGUGACCUGGAAACAAGCACUAGCAUACUUCGAAUCCAAGGGUCUUGAUGUUCUCGACCUUGGAACUCUUCUAGCUCCAAAAAGAGAGUCCCCUACCGAUGAAGAAAAUCAAUAUGUUGAAACUGGAUUACUGGAUUUACAGAACUUACCAGAAACAAAAUCAUCUCAUGCAGGAGCACAUUCAGUGGGGAUGACACACUGCAGCAACAUACAGGACAGGCUCUACAACUUCAACGGCACAGGUCGGCCUGACAGUUCAAUGGACCCAAACUUCCUUGCCCAGCUGAAGAAGAAAUGCCCACCUGGAAGCAAGGAAAAUAAAAAGGUUUAUUUGAAUCCAGCUUCUGGUAGAAACUACAGUUUUGAGAGCUCCUAUUACAAAAGGGUGCUGAAGCACCAAGCAGUGUUUACAGAGGAUCAGCAGAUGAUCACGACCUCAGAUGGCAUCAGAAUUGCACACGAAUUUGCAGCAGGAUUUGAAGAUCUGCGCAAGUUCUUUGCGCUUUCCAUGACUCGAAUGGGCGGGCUGGGAGUUCUUACAGGGAAGCAAGGUGAGAUCCGUCGGAGUUGCCGGUACACAAAUGCUAACAAUCCACACCUGAAGUAAGGUUGAAUCGAAGUCCUGCAACUAUUAUGUUACCCGGCUUGAAAAUAUGCUAUGUUUUGGUGGUUGUUGUAUUGGCCUUGGUUGGGAGCUUAACCUUAAUUAGUUAUGCAUAAGCAACUAUAAAUGAAUAAAAAUAACCAUGUUCUCAGCUAAUUCUACCUUAAGAGAUAUUUUGUUUACUGUUUAAUCUCUACUCAGACCACAAAUUUAGUUUCGUUGAGGCAAAAAAAAAAAAGUUAAAGCAUUCCAUGUAGAUGGCCAAAAAGAAUGCCGGAUAGAGAGAGAGGGGAGCGCAAGAGUAGCUCAAAUUAAUUGUUGCAAUUUUAUAAUCAGCCCAUAACUUUUUUUUUUAAUUUCAUUUCAUUCCUUUAUUUAUUUACAUGUCAGCGAAACAAAUCAUGAAGGAGGCAAAGCAAAUGAUGCAAACAUGAGAAUUAAGAAUGCACUGGCAUGGGAGUUUCACAAAAUUACUGAAAUCAAAUUAUAUGAAUUAGAUUAAUAAUAAAAACUAUUUACAUGUACAACUGCUGCAGUUCACUGAAAGUUUGAUCAGGGGAAGAAAACUACAUCAAAAAAUUCUUCGAACAACGCUCCUUGUCAGAUAAAAAAUUUGAACCCAGAAGGUCCAAGUUCGUGUUAACUAAGAAAACUGCAGAAAUUACAAACCUGAUAGCUCUCAAUUUCAGCUGAGAUUUUUUCUGAAGCACGCAAUUUUUCCUAUAAGAAACGCCUUCAACUCAACAUGGACAGGGAACCUGCUGUUACGAAUGGAAUAUCUACAGCAAUGCUUUAGGAAUCUUUGUUUUUUACUUUUUUUUUUCUUUCUGAGCA